Linnemannia hyalina is the source of this 1938-nucleotide messenger RNA. The record is from the annotation of a GenBank genome assembly. Lineage: Eukaryota; Fungi; Mortierellomycota; Mortierellomycetes; Mortierellales; Mortierellaceae.
AUGGCUCCCUUCGCUUUCGAGCUCCAUUCGCAAGACCGAUCUAGCGAUGAUAAAGAGCAGUUCAACCGGCACAGUCCAUUUUCGGACGCCUUUCCUCUCCGUCUGAAAUCUAUGGAAUCCCUCUUCGCAACCUCUCCCGAAAUUGAAUGGAAGCACGAAUGGCACGCCUCGGGCCAAUGCGAGCAAGCCGUUGAAGUCUAUCUCGACCGGCCCCGCGACUUGGACUCCUUGUACCUCAGUCGAAUCCAGAUCACCCCCAGUUGUCUUGCCAAGUUGGCAGUUUAUUUCGAGCAGCUCCAGAGGCUCGAUAUUAAGUUUUGUAAUGAGAUCAGUAUCCCCUCGCAGCCUUGGCGCGUCGAUUCAGGCUUCUUUCAGUACGAUCUUGCGGGCCGGCCUCAGUUCUUUGCGGUUCUGCCGACUUCUUCUCAGUCGUCGGCAGCUACCGCGGCGGCUCUUGGGGUUGUUCCGGAGGGAGUGGACGCCGUUGAAGCUGAGGCCGCGUUGGAGGUUCUACCGAAAGUCCCGCCGCGCUGUUGUAUCUUGAACGACGAGAUGGCCGGGGCUUUGUCAAUGUUUCACGGCUUGAAAGCUCUUAUCCUGGACCAGUCGGACUACGACGAUUCCAAGGUCUCGCACUUUGGGUUCUUUUGUCUCCUCGAUGGGAUGCCGUUGCUUGAGUGUCUCAGUUUGACUGGGAUGUACAUCGGCGACGAUCCGGGCUGGGGCACUGCGGCUUCGAUGCAUGUAGAUGGCGGUAGCGGUGAUGUAUGUCCGAGUGAGGUUGAGUACCCGCGCUUGAAGUGUGUCCAUCUCGUAGGGACCCAUUUGGCGCCGUCGGUGGGGAAGGUUUUUUACAAGUCCUUGCCGAGCAUCUUGACGUACGAUACCAACCAAGUCGAUGAGGAGACGUGCUCGGAUAGGGUCCUUGUAACCUUGGUCGAUAGUGGAUGCUCUGUGAACCUGUUGAGUGUCCGAUUGGCUUUGGAUAGUGUCGAGAACCAGUUGCCUGCGAUGUCGAUAUCGUUGUCCGACUUCCACCGCUUCUCGAGUGAAAGCAGUGAUUCUGACUAUGGUUCCGCCGACUCUGCCCGGGGCUAUGUCCACUACAAUCAGGACGAUCAUUACGGAGACUCUGUCACCUGGUGCAAGCUGACGAACCCUGUCCUCAAUUACUUAUUGGCGUUCGUUCCGCGAAUCGAAUGUCUCGACCUCAAUCUCGUGCCCCUGGACGACCACAGCCUGCUACUUAUCGCCGUUUCCUGUACGCAACUUAAGACACUCCGAAUCGCGCACUGCAGUGAGGUGACCAAACGAGGUGUCGGACACAUCCUUGCCUUGUGCCAUUUCCUCGUUCAUCUGCAUUUCGAAGGCCUUUUUGCGCUCGAGUGCAUCUUCUGGGGACCAUUGAUUCCCGGUCAAGGAGAGGACGUGUACGAGCCUUGGGCCUGCGCGAAUGUGUUGAUCCAUUUCGGAGUGGUCAAUUGCCCCCUCUGGGGCCAGAGCUGGACACGUCCCGAGACGAUCCCCAUCAUUCGCCGCCGCAUUGCUGAUCUCACGUGCCUGGCCGUCCUUGAGCUUGUCAACUGCAUGCAGUUCUCCACCUUCAAUCUGGCACCCACCGACCCUUACCGUGAUACUGUUUUGGCCACCGGAAACUGCGACGGUAACGACCAUGACAUGGUCGGGGACGAGACUCCAAAGGCGAUAUCCGUACCGUUCAUCAUCUACCCAUGGACCUACCUCCCCAAAGAGAUGCCGACCCUCUGGCGCCUGAACUGGCAAGUCGGACAAAAGUUCACCCUGAGCAUGUACUCGAUGAGGUAUCUUGUCAGGGUUCAGCUUCCCAACCUUAAGCGCUUGCGCAUGAAAAUUUCAAACUGGGACGAGGUCUACUGGGCCCUCCGCCGCGAGAUGCAUCCUAUUGAUUUUGAGCAAUGA